AUGUCUGGAAGCCGAAAAGCGUGUAAGACCAUUGGCUGGCCGAUCCCACAACAACACUGCAUCGAGAACCUCCGCCAGACCAUCAUGUGCAAAUCCAACAUCAGCACCAUCCCCUGGAUAUACACUGGACGAGUGCACGAAAACUUCCCCUCGGCCAAGACGACACACGUCUGCCGCGACUUUGACAAGCUCACGAAGUAG
Messenger RNA from Neurospora hispaniola, 201 nucleotides. RefSeq lists its product as uncharacterized. Lineage: Eukaryota; Fungi; Ascomycota; Sordariomycetes; Sordariales; Sordariaceae. The record is from RefSeq and is a predicted model, not a curated record. Gene Ontology annotation, biological process: mycotoxin biosynthetic process. The transcript has 2 exons. The coding region runs from base 1 to 201 and encodes 66 amino acids.